AUGACGAUGGUCAUGGAGAACCAGAACCGCCAGUAUGGCGGCAUGAGCUUCGAGAAUGUCUACCACCACACUCCCCCUCAGUUCACCGAUCCCUGGGCCGCCGCGCACACCUCGUCGCACUCGACCCCCCCAGUCUACGCGACCUCGAUGGGCAACAGCAAUAGCAUCCCCCUCAACACCGUCAAGCAGGACGAAGUGAGCCGCUCCGCCGGCAUGUCGAUGCCCUACCCCAACAUCCCCGUGUCCGCGCCGUCCAUGGUGCCUGGGAGCAACUACCCGUCUGCCAAUUAUGGGCCGGGCCCCGAGGUGAUGGGCAUGCAGCAUGAGGUGCCGCGGACCACCUUCGAGCAAGGACCAAGCUACACGACUGCGCCGCCGCCCUUGAGCAGCUUUGCGCCUCCCAGCUAUGCGCCCGUCAGCUACGCCCCAGUGCACCCAUCGCAGCCCCAGGACGCCCGACGCAUUUCGCAUUCUGAUGCCCGCGGACAGCCUCCAACAGCCCCGACCUUUGGUGAUGCGCUCGACGCCAGCCGUGGUAUGGUCGCUCUCAGCCAGGACCUGACGCCGCGCAACAUCUACGGGCCCCGUGGCGCCCGCGGCUCAGCCGACUCGUACGGGUUCCCCUCGACUCAUUCGUCUGCCUCGUCCAUCUCGUCCGGCGGCAACUACCCUUACUACAGCGCCUCCGUGGGCUCUGUCGACUCCUCCGUGACGGACUACAGCUCGACUACGUCGGAGUCGUACGAGUCGCGGACACUGCCGCGGCCCACCAGUCUCUUGGCCGGCAGCGCGCCCCCAGGCCCGCAGUCGAUGAUGAGCCAGUUCAGCUCGAAGAUGCCCUCCAACACCCAGAAGAAGCACAAGUGCAAGGUUUGCGACAAGCGGUUCACGCGCCCGUCCUCGUUGCAGACGCACAUGUACAGCCAUACGGGCGAGAAGCCAUUUGCGUGUGACGUUCCCGGCUGUGGCCGACACUUCUCUGUUGUCUCGAACCUGCGCCGGCACAAGAAGGUGCACAAGGGCGAGAAAGACGCCUCCGGCGACGACGAGGAGUAA
Penicillium riverlandense is the source of this 1056-nucleotide messenger RNA. Its product is annotated as C2H2-type zinc finger protein. Bases 1 to 1056 code for a protein of 351 amino acids. Gene Ontology annotation, biological process: regulation of transcription by RNA polymerase II. NCBI's taxonomy places the organism in Eukaryota, Fungi, Ascomycota, Eurotiomycetes, Eurotiales, Aspergillaceae. The record is from RefSeq and is a predicted model, not a curated record. Gene Ontology annotation, molecular function: DNA-binding transcription factor activity, RNA polymerase II-specific; RNA polymerase II cis-regulatory region sequence-specific DNA binding. Gene Ontology annotation, cellular component: nucleus. The transcript is spliced from 3 exons.